Messenger RNA from Diorhabda sublineata, 3125 nucleotides. Its product is annotated as ELAV-like protein 3. Bases 585 to 1712 code for a protein of 375 amino acids. Gene Ontology annotation, cellular component: ribonucleoprotein complex. The transcript has 8 exons. Gene Ontology annotation, molecular function: RNA binding. Lineage: Eukaryota; Metazoa; Arthropoda; Insecta; Coleoptera; Chrysomelidae. The record is from RefSeq and is a predicted model, not a curated record.
GUUAUUGCACUCUCUGAAUAACACUUGUGUUACGUUUGGUAGUGUACGUUAUGUAAUAAUAUAAUUCCUUGCAUAUUUAUAAUUAUUAAUAAUAAUUCCCACUACUAUUGUCUAUAUUUAAUCAAUAGUAAUAAUAUACGGAUUAUUUCAAGUUUAUUAUUCAAGUUCUGUUCCUGUGGUACACUAGGUUGGCUUAAAUAACAUUGCAUUGUUACUAUUUAUUCCAUUUAAACGUCUUAAAAAUUAGUGCAAUCUUUUUAACUAUUUAUUUAUAAAAUACUCAUCACUCUACUCACUGUACAAUACUCAUCAUCGUACCAUCCAUCAACAUAGAGGAUACCUACUUCAAAUCUUCAGAUUUAUUUACAGCAGUAUCAAAACUCGUGAAAGAUUAUACAUAAGGGUAGCCUUUACCCUUCAAAAAUACCAAAAAAAUAAUCAUCAAGGUUUCGAUUAAAAGUAAACAAACAACACCAACUAAGUUAAGUGUACAGGAUAAGUUAAUUAAAUAGACGAGCUAUUAAAGAAAAUUGAAAAUUUCUUCAUUUAAACUGAGUAAAGUUAUCAAACAAGAAAAAAGAAACAUGAUGUCCAAUGGCUUAGACUCCGCAGUGGUGGGACAGCAAAAUGGCAGUAGUGGCAAUAGUGUCGGAGGAGGACAAGAAGAGUCAAAAACUAACCUCAUUGUCAACUAUUUACCUCAAACCAUGACACAAGAAGAAAUAAGAUCUCUAUUUUCCAGUAUUGGUGAAGUUGAGAGCUGCAAGCUAAUUAGGGAUAAAGUUACAGUUCCCGGGGUUAUGACUAGUCCAUUGCUUACAGGGCAAUCCUUGGGCUAUGGGUUCGUGAAUUAUCAUCGACCAGAAGAUGCAGAGAAAGCAAUCAACACUCUGAACGGAUUAAGGUUACAGAAUAAAACUAUAAAGGUAUCAUAUGCAAGACCAAGUUCAGAAGCAAUCAAGGGAGCAAAUCUAUAUGUAUCUGGUUUACCAAAGAACAUGACCCAACAAGACUUGGAAACACUUUUCAGUCCAUUUGGUCGGAUAAUUACAUCUCGAAUUCUUUGUGACAACAUUACAGCAAAUUGUUAUUUAAACAAUGAGCAGUUUGAAAAUGUACGUCAAUUUGUCUCGGGGGCCGGAGAAAGUUUGCCUGGUCUUUCAAAAGGUGUUGGAUUUAUUAGAUUUGAUCAACGUCUCGAAGCGGAAAGAGCAAUCCAAGAAUUGAAUGGCACCAUUCCAAAAGGAUCUACUGAGCCCAUAACCGUUAAAUUCGCUAACAAUCCAAGUAAUAACAACAAAGCUAUUCCUCCUUUGGCAGCUUACCUUACUCCACAAGCAACACGGAGAUUCGCUGGCCCUAUUCAUCAUCCAACAGGACGUUUUAGGUAUUCUCCUCUGGCUGGAGACCUAUUGGCUAAUUCAAUGCUACCUGGAAAUGCAAUGAAUGGUUCCGGUUGGUGUAUCUUUGUCUAUAAUCUCGCUCCAGAGACAGAAGAGAACGUUCUUUGGCAGCUAUUUGGUCCAUUUGGUGCAGUACAAAGCGUUAAAGUAAUACGCGAUCUCCAAACAAACAAAUGUAAAGGUUUUGGAUUUGUCACUAUGACCAAUUACGAUGAGGCAGUGGUAGCUAUCCAGUCCUUGAAUGGUUACACAUUGGGCAAUCGCGUAUUACAGGUCAGCUUUAAGACAAAUAAAAGCAAAACUACAUAGAGCGAAGGGAAAUCGUAGACACCAGCGCGUUCGAUGCACUCUUUCUCUCCAUUAUUUAUUUCUAUUUAUUCUUUGUGGUAUUUAUACUACUAGAUUUUAGGUAAUUGACUUCGGGGUGUGAAUAGGGUGCAACGGACUCGGGGGUGCCACUGCCAGACAGAAGCGCACCUCCUUGUACUUUAAAUAUUCUCUAGUACUUAAAAUACGAAGCUAGUCAGAAGUGCAUUCGCGUUUCCUAUAGCAAACCAUUAUAUAGUCUGAUGUUUUGUAUUAGUCAUUUAUAUUUACUGUGCCAUUGCAGUUUACUUUUGUUUUUACAUUAUUUGUCGUCUGAUGUCCGUUUUAAAUAUUUUUCCACUUUUAGGUACCGUCUGAAAGUUCUGUGUACCAUAUUCUUGUUAAUAAAUAUUUUACAUAGAUUAAUGACUUCCUUCAUAAAUUUUUCGCUGGUGGCACACAACGUGUUUCAGUUUCAUUGAUCCAGUAUAGAAUUAAAUUUAAGUUUUAAUUUUUCUUGAAUUGCUACAUAUAAAAGUGGGCCAUCAGUGAAAAUAUUAAGAAAAUUGUUAAGUAUUUGAAAUGGAUUGAAUUUGAAAGACUAUAUUAUACUGUUUCGAUUUAUUACUUAAUUGUUAAAAGUAGAAAAGUAUUUUAACUGAAAGAUGAUUAAUUAAAUAUGUAAAAUGAAAGGUAAAGCAGCGUUUUUUUUUUUUUUGAUAGAAAUAUGAACCAAAGAUUCAUAGUUCUGUUUAUUAGCAUUUUCAUGUAAUUUCGAUUAUUUUCUAAUGAUAAGUUCAAUGUCUUUAAAUAAUAUAUAAAAUUUAUGUAUUUGUAUGUAGUAUUUUGUGUCUUAUUUUUAUUCAGACUAGUCGCUCGCAACGGCCCAACUCUGGAAUCAUACAAUUUUGGUAUAUUUUCUGUGGCGUUGCGUACCUACCUGUAUUUGUGUUAGUUGAGUCGGCGGUGGCAAGGGCGCCAUCUAGCCUUGUGAUAGUGUACUAGGUAGAUGAUUGAGAAAAUGACUGAUCGUAACUAACGAUUUUUUUUAAUGGUGAUCGCCCCUGCCACUCAAGAUUCUCAUUAUUCAUUUGUGUGUUGUGUUUAGUUUCCCAAUAUUUUUUGGCUUUUCUAGUAUUUUGCGGUUUUGCCUGGAACGCCCUUACUAGUUCGGUGGUAAUUACUGGCAAGACCACAUCUAUCUAUAUUCUUUUAUUACUUGAACCAAUUUUCAUUAAUUUAGCUUUUAUUAAAUCUUAUCUUUAAUUUUACUAAGUCACUGAGCUUAAAAGCUCUCAUUCAGAUUUAUUUUUCAUUUGUUAUCUAAUUUAUGAGUUUGGUUUGUUAAUUUAUAAAAUAACUUAUUUUAUUUUUUAAUUUAAUGUUUAUUUUUUUGUGAAUACAAAUUAAAAUUUA